Lasiosphaeria miniovina is the source of this 2247-nucleotide messenger RNA. RefSeq lists its product as uncharacterized. Gene Ontology annotation, biological process: vesicle-mediated transport. NCBI's taxonomy places the organism in Eukaryota, Fungi, Ascomycota, Sordariomycetes, Sordariales, Lasiosphaeriaceae. The record is from RefSeq and is a predicted model, not a curated record. Bases 1 to 2247 code for a protein of 748 amino acids. Gene Ontology annotation, cellular component: endocytic vesicle; cytosol. Gene Ontology annotation, molecular function: small GTPase binding; guanyl-nucleotide exchange factor activity. The transcript is spliced from 2 exons.
AUGGCGCACAAUCCUAGCCCGCUGCGGUCAACACGGUCCCUUCCCAGAUCUGACCCGCCCUUUCCGCCGGCAGAACCAAGCCCCCGCUCCAAGAGGGCGAGCACUCUGCAGAGUGUAUCUACAUCUACGCCCGCUGCCGAGUCUCGCCGGACCGCCUCCGGAACCCAGCUAGACAGACAGGUCAGCGAAACGGACGCACCCGACACGUUCGAGCGCAGAAUCAGCGAGGAGACAGCCGAGGCCCCCCGGGCAUCCGUCGACCUGGACGAGCUCCCCAUCGAGCUCAUCAGCCUCGCUGAUCGCUUCAUCGACCAGCUCUCGGCUAAGGUCUGGCCCACCCCGCCCAACAUCGACAACAUCGCCCGCCUCUUUCAGGACUUCUACGCCACCGCAGCCACCCAUAUACAGACACAUGUGGACAGUCUCGCCACGCGACAGAGACGCGAAGCCUCCCCAGCGCCAUCCAACACGUCUCGGGCCUCGACGGCGAGUUUGCUCCGCGCAAAGGCCGCCUCGCUCGGGAGCAAGGAGAAGUCCAAAGCGCCUUCUAGGCGAGACUCGGAGCAGAUGCUGACGGCCGACGAAUACGCAAACCGGAAGAAGGCGAGAAAGGCUCUCGACCAGAAACGCGUCACGUUGGAGGAGGCGAUAGAAAGGAGGCUCUGCGAAGGAAUCUAUGACAAAAUCUACCGCCACCACACCACUCAGGACGAAGCACAGGAUGACAAGCUCCGGUCAAAAACAGCAGCCCUUAAUGUGGUCGGGAUCGGCCCUGUCGAUUUGGGCAUCGAAAUCGGGGCUAAAGACCCAGAAUCCGCCGCCCAGAAACAAGACGAGGUUAAGAACUGGCUUGAACAGGCGCGGCAGGAGCUGAUCCUAAUGAACCAGUCAAGAUAUCCCCUCGGCAAGCUCAAUCACCUCAAAGCCGCACACAAGAGCAUCAUCGACACCCUCUCCCAUUUUCACCCGUCUUCUUCGGCAGACGAGCUCAUGCCGAUGCUCAUCUACACCCUGAUCACCCUCCCGCCCGAGAACCUGAACGUCAUCAGCGACGUGAAUUUCAUCCAGAGGUUUCGCUGGGAACCAAAGCUGGUGGGCGAGGCAGCUUAUUGUCUGACCAACCUCGAAGCGACCAUAAGCUUCCUGGAAACGGUCGAUUUGUCGACCCUGCGCGCUGACGAAGCUCCCACAGGGCCUCUUAAGGGGUCCGCCAGCCCAGGCACGACAAAGGUAGAAACAUUUCCGCCGGCCUACUCGCCAGGGUCGUCCACCACAGCGCUGGGCCUAUCUGAGACUGGUGCAAGCCCUGUGGGGACGGCCAUGAAACCUGGCCCGUCAGCUGCCGGCCUCCGUGCCGCAAUGCAGAUCCGUAAUCGCCGGCUUAGUGAUCUGGUGAACACGCCCGCGCAGGCCUUCAACGCCGCCAGCGACGCCGUGCUCAACACGGCAGACCAGGGCCUCAAGACUAUCGGCACCAGCCUCGGCGACAGCUAUAAGUUCCUCCUUGGCAAGCUGCGGGACCAUCCUGAAGCCCUCACAAACCAAGGCGGCGAGGUCAUCGUGCCCAAGACGCUGGAUGAUGCCCGGAAGCUCAUAGGGACCCCGCCUCCCGACGAGGAUGACGGCUCGGCUAGCGGCACGAGCUCCAUCCACAGCCCCGAGGAGACGACUACCGACAAGCUACCUCAGCGGACCGCCACGCCCCGCGAUGACAAAGUACUCAAUUUCAUUGGCGGACGCAAGGUGUCGCGCGAUCACAGUGCCGACAGCGCGCGCAGCGCGGGGAGCUUGAGGAAAGCGGCCGAUGAGCAGCAGCAGCAGCAGUAUAUCAAAGACAGAGCCACGACUUCUUCGCCAAUCACGAGCCCUUCGUCAUCGAAUCCGGCCCUCCUUGACUCGGUGCGCAACCUCGGAAACUCGCUGAACCCCAUGGCGCGGCUCACAGGCAUCGGAAGCUUCCGCGGGUUCGGUAGGAGCAAUAACUCGGCUUCUCCCGUGCCUGCGCCCCUACCCAAAGACACGCCACCGCUCAGGAGCCCCGCCGAUGGUGUUGAUCUAGCUACGGUUUUCCCAGAGCUCGCUCCCGUGCUACCGCCAAAGGAAGCCCCAAAGGUCAACCCGCCCAUCAAGCGCUUCAUGGAGAUCCAGAGCCCGGCCGACUUGAGGAUCGGCGAGGUCCUCGAGUUGCUGCGAGAUUACAGGCGGCUGGCCGGUGCGCUGAAAGACUUGGGCGCGAUCAAGGAGUAG